Aphanomyces astaci is the source of this 1429-nucleotide messenger RNA. RefSeq lists its product as hypothetical. The transcript has a single exon. Gene Ontology annotation, biological process: proteolysis. The coding region runs from base 87 to 1340 and encodes 417 amino acids. NCBI's taxonomy places the organism in Eukaryota, Oomycota, Saprolegniomycetes, Saprolegniales, Verrucalvaceae. The record is from RefSeq and is a predicted model, not a curated record. Gene Ontology annotation, molecular function: metallocarboxypeptidase activity; zinc ion binding.
GGUAAAGUGAUCACUCAUCCGUCCCAACUACACCGUUCGAACUGCAGUCUCGUCCUUGAUCGUGCAUUGUCAUUACUCAAUUCAACAUGCGCGUUCUAUCUGCCGCUGUGGUGGCUGUGUUGGCAUUGACCACUACUGCAAGCCAUCCUGCGUCUCGGAUCCGUGACAUUGACAAUGUCUUUCGCUCGCCCGCCCAAGUGCGAGCCAUUCGAGACGACGCCGACACGAACCGAAAGUGCCAUACGUCCAAUGCGCACUACCUUCCGCUGCUGCAACCGGGGCAGUACGCGGCCAAUGCGUUCCACAACUGCUUCCGCACGUCCAAGCAAAUCUUUCAGUUUGUCGACACCCUCAUCAGCCAAAACACUAACCUCCUGAACAAGUUUCCCGUGUCCAAGACGUUUCAAGGGCAAACGGUCUAUGGCUACAAGCUGAGCACGAACGGGGGCAAGGAGCAGUCGUUGUACUUCCAAAGCCUGCUGCACGCUCGAGAGUGGAUCGCCGGGUCGUCUAACUUAUUUGCGCUGUCGUCGAUGCUGGACGAUAUUGCUGCCAACAAAACCACCGCCACCGACUUGUACGACUUGGUCUUUGUGCCCAUUGCCAAUAUCGACGGCUACGACAUGACGUGGAGCGGCAACCGGUACCAGCGCAAGAACGCCAAUCAAGUUGACUUGAACCGCAACUGGCCGUCGUUCUACCAGAACCCCAAGCCCCCUGGUCCGUCCGAAGAAACCUACCCUGGUCCAUCCGCGUUCAGCGAGCCGGAAACUAAGGGCAUUGCGGAUUGGCUCAAAUCCAACAACGACAAGAUCGCCGGCUGGGUCGACAUUCACGCGUACGCAGGCUUGGUUUUGUACCCCUACGGCGACACUAUGUCCCCCAUCGGGGGCGAUGAAGACGAAAAGUUUCAACUCCUUGGCCGCAACAUUCAAGCGCAAAUGGGCUCCAACUACAAGGCGGAAACCAGCGCCACGAUGUACCCUGCGUAUGGGAGUUUUGACGACUACCACUACCGCACGUACAAGAAGCCCGUGCUGACGUUUGAAAUCGCCGGUUCGGACUUUGUCGCCCCCGCAUCGACCAUUCGUACUCGCGGCACCGAAGUGUACAAGGGGCUCCUUCAGUUUGCCAAAGAAAUCGUCGAGUUCAACGGGGGCAGGCAGCGUUCGACUUCGACACCUAACACUGCGAACCCCACGAUUGCCUCAACCAAGCAUGGCUGUGCCACAUGCAGCCGUUGCUACUAUCCUGAUCGAGACAUCUGUUUGAGUGACUUUGCCAAGAACGACUGCGAUUACUGCACUGGUUACUAUGGAACGUUGUGGUGCGGCAACUAAAGUUAAACGUUGGCUGCUCUGUUUGUAAGUAACGUAAAAAACCAAUUUAAGAUAACUUAACCAAUUUAGGAUCACUUUGUAUUGCCCAA